Messenger RNA from Panicum virgatum (switchgrass), 5247 nucleotides. Its product is annotated as regulatory-associated protein of TOR 1. The transcript is spliced from 22 exons. Gene Ontology annotation, biological process: positive regulation of cell growth; positive regulation of protein serine/threonine kinase activity; TOR signaling. Gene Ontology annotation, molecular function: protein binding; protein-macromolecule adaptor activity. NCBI's taxonomy places the organism in Eukaryota, Viridiplantae, Streptophyta, Magnoliopsida, Poales, Poaceae. Bases 207 to 4475 code for a protein of 1422 amino acids. Gene Ontology annotation, cellular component: cytoplasm; TORC1 complex. The record is from RefSeq and is a predicted model, not a curated record.
UGCCUUGCCUUGCCUUGCCUGUGCCUCUGCCUCCUCCCGCCCCGCACCGGGACGCCGCUUCCCAUCUCCUCCUCCCUGCACUCGAAACGCGUCCAAACCCUAACCCUAAACCGCUCCCCACCCCAACAACCUCCGCCCAAUCUUCCCCACCCCACUCACCACCUGGCUGCCCCCUCCCGAUUCGCCACGCUGGCCGGAUUCGAUCCAUGUAUGUGACCAAGCUCCCCGACCUCACCUCGUCAUGGCUGCCGGCUGAGGGGGAUAAGCAGGAGACACACCCAGCGUCCAUGGCAUUGGGAGAUCUCAUGGCGUCCAGGCUCGUCCACUACUCGUCCUCGCCGUCCCCAUCGCCGUCGCCAUCGAUGGCCGCGCCCACGCCGCCGCUGCCGAAUCACCACCACAACCACGUCACGGAUGACCUCCCCGUCGCCAACGGUCCGGAGCCCAGGAAUGGGCUGGAGGUCGCCGAGGUGGAGAAGCCGGCGCCCGUGGUGUACCUGCCCCAGGUGGUGGUGGUGCUGUGCGAGCAGCGCCACGAGGGGAUCGACGAGGCUGCUGCCGCCGCCGGGCCCUCCACCAGCGGCCUCGUCUCAAAGUGGCGCCCAAAGGACCGGAUGAAGACUGGAUGUGUUGCCCUUGUAUUAUGUUUGAACAUUAGUGUUGAUCCACCAGAUGUAAUUAAAAUCUCCCCUUGCGCAAGAAUGGAGUGCUGGAUAGAUCCAUUUUCUAUGGCACCUCCUAAGGCCCUUGAAAAUAUUGGAAAAACUUUGCACUCACAGUAUGAGCGCUGGCAACCUAAGGCUCGUUACAAGCUUCAGCUAGAUCCAACUGUGGAGGAAGUUAAGAAGCUUUGUAAUACUUGCCGCAGAUAUGCCAGAUCAGAGAGAGUCCUUUUCCAUUACAAUGGCCAUGGUGUACCAAAGCCUACAACUAAUGGUGAGAUUUGGGUGUUUAACAAGAGUUACACGCAGUAUAUUCCACUUCCGAUUACUGAUCUUGAUUCUUGGCUAAAAACACCUUCCAUUUAUGUUUUUGACUGCUCAGCAGCUGGAAUUAUUGUGAAAGCUUUUCUAGAGCGCCUAGACUGGAGUUCCAGCUCCUCUUCGUCUUCGCAGAAGGAUUGCAUUCUUCUUGCUGCCUGCGAAGCACAUCAAACACUUCCCCAGAGUGCAGAAUUUCCUGCUGAUGUGUUUACGGCUUGCCUUACAACACCCAUCAAGAUGGCAUUGCACUGGUUUUGUAAGAGAUCAUUACUCCGUGGUUCUAUGGAUCAUUCUCUUAUUGACCAAAUUCCUGGAAGGCAAAAUGACCGUAAAACUCUUCUUGGAGAACUGAAUUGGAUUUUCACUGCCAUUACAGACACUAUUGCAUGGAAUGUUCUUCCUCAUGAUCUAUUCCAAAGGCUUUUCAGGCAAGAUCUUCUGGUUGCUAGUCUCUUCCGUAACUUCCUGCUUGCUGAGAGAAUCAUGCGAUCCGCAAAUUGUUCUCCAAUUUCUUAUCCGUUGUUACCACCGACACAUCAACACCAUAUGUGGGACGCAUGGGACAUGGCUGCUGAGAUUUGCCUUUCCAAGCUUCCUCAGUUAAUUGCUGAUCCAAAUGCAGAGUUUCAGCCAAGCCCUUUUUUCACGGAACAACUGACGGCUUUUGAAGUGUGGCUUGAUCAUGGUUCUGAGGACAAGAAGCCCCCAGAACAAUUACCUAUAGUUCUUCAGGUCCUGCUUAGUCAAUCACAUAGAUUCAGAGCGCUUGUUUUGCUUGGAAGAUUUCUUGACAUGGGACCAUGGGCAGUUGAUUUGGCCCUGUCUGUUGGAAUCUUUCCUUAUGUGCUCAAACUGCUUCAAACAAGUGCAAUGGAGUUGCGUCAAAUUCUUGUGUUCAUAUGGACGAAAAUUCUAUCUCUUGAUAAGUCGUGCCAGGUGGACUUGGUUAAAGACGGAGGACAUGCAUAUUUUAUCAGGUUUCUUGACAGUUUGGAUGCUUACCCAGAUCAGCGUGCAAUGGCCGCUUUCGUUUUAGCAGUUAUUGUGGAUGGGCAUAGGACGGGUCAAGAGGCCUGUAUUCAUGCAUGUCUUAUAGAUGUUUGUCUGAGACAUCUGCAACCUGAAAAUCCCCAUGAUGCACAGGCAGAGCCUUUGCUUUUGCAGUGGCUUUGUUUAUGCCUUGGCAAACUCUGGGAAGAUUUUGCUGAGGCUCAGUUACUUGGUCUGCAAUCAAAUGCACCAGAAAUUUUAAUUUAUUUGUUAUCGGAGCCCCAACCUGAGGUCAGAGCUUCUGCUGUUUUUGCACUUGGGAAUCUUCUGGAUAUGGGAUCAACAUCAUCAAAUGGCGCCGAUGAUGAUUCUGAUGAUGAUGAAAAAGUAAAAGCUGAAAUAAAUGUCGUUCGAAGCCUUCUGCAGGUUUCUUCAGAUGGUAGCCCCCUUGUUAGAUGUGAGGUUGCUAUAGCGCUUACUCGUUUUGCAUUGGGUCACAAUAAGCAUCUCAAAUCUGUUGCUGCUGAGUAUUGGAAACCUCAAACCAAUUCAUUGCUGAAGUCACCUCCAUCACUGGCCAAUAUAAGUAGUCCAAACAAUGUCUACAGUCCCAACAACAUUCGACAAGGCAGCAGUGGUCUUGCUUCUCAUAUUGGUCCUGUGCUAAGGGUUGGCAGUGAUAGCAGUGCCACUGGUCGUGAUGGAAGGGUUUCUACGAGCAGCCCGAUUGCGACAAGUAGCAUCCUGCAUGGCUCUCCCCAGUCAGAUGAUUCUUCCCAACACUCUGAUUCAGGCAUAUUACUGAGAGACAAUGCAAGUAAUGGUGGCCUCAGCUACACUAGAUCGAGGCCUGCUGACAGUGUCAUUUAUUCUCAAUAUAUAUCAACUAUGUGUUCUGUUGCUAAAGAUCCUUACCCAAGAAUUGCAACUAUUGGUCGGAGAGCACUGUCCCUUAUAGGUGUCGAGCAAGUGGUCAUGAAAAACAGUAGAUUUAACAGUGGAGGUGCACAUCAAGGGGAGACAUCUGCACCUCCAUCAAACUUUGGAAUGGCACGCUCUUCUUCCUGGUUUGAUAUGAAUUCUGGAAACUUCUCAAUUGCAUUUAGGACGCCUCCUGUUAGCCCCCCUCAACAUGAUUAUCUUACAGGAUUACGCCGAGUGUGUUCUAUGGAGUUCAAACCACAUCCUAUGAAUUCUCCUGAGGGCUUAGCUGAUCCCCUUUUGAGCUCUGCUGCGGCUCCCAGUAAUGCUGAUCUAAGCAUACUUCCCAAAUCAACAAUUUACAACUGGAGUUGUGGAUACUUCUCUAGGCCACUUUUAACUGGUUCUGACGAUAAUGAAGAAGCCCAUGCUAGAAGAGAAGAGAGAGGACAAAUUACACUAGAUUGCAUUGCUAAGUGCCAGAGAUCAUGUACGUGGCCUACAUUAGUCCGCAUUACAUUAUUUUUGUUGAUAUUCUUGCUUAUUUACCUGUUUUUAUUAUUAUUGUGGGGCCUGGGAAUAGCAGCUUGCAAGAUGACAAGCCAAAUUGCUAGUUGGGAUACAAGGUUUGAUUCAGGUACAAAAGCAGCAUUAUUGUUGCCAUUUUCUCCAAUCGUCAUUGCAGCUGAUGAAAAUGAACAAAUAAGAGUGUGGAACUACGAUGAUGCACUACCCGUGAACUCUUUUCAAAACCAUAAAUUGUCCGACAGAGGGCUAUCGAAACUCUUGCUUAUCAACGAGCUUGAUGAGAGCUUGCUUUUAGCUGCCUCAAGUGAUGGAAAUGUACGUAUAUGGAAAAAUUUUACUCAAAAGGGAGGACAAAAACUUGUAACUGCUUUCUCAUCAGUUCAGGGUCAUCGAGCUGCUGGUCGCAGUAUUGUGAUCGAUUGGCAGCAGCAAUCUGGUUGCCUGUAUGCAUCUGGUGACAUGUCUUCCAUCUUGGUAUGGGAUCUUGACAAGGAACAACUUCUCAGCACCAUUCAGUCAUCUGGUGACAGUGCGAUUUCUGCCCUCUCUGCAUCUCAGGUCCGCUCUGGACACUUUGCUGCUGGUUUUGCUGAUGGUUCUGUCAGGAUAUUUGAUGUUCGCUCUCCUGAUAGACUGAUCUAUAUGGCAAGGCCACAUGCCCCAAGAACGGAAAAGGUUGUGGGCAUAGGGUUUCAGCCUGGGUUUGAUCCAUACAAGAUUGUAAGUGCAUCUCAAGCUGGAGACAUUCAGUUUCUGGAUGUUAGAAGAGCAGCAGAACCCUACCUGACUAUUGAGGCACACAGGGGUUCACUUACUGCUUUAGCUGUUCAUCGGCAUGCCCCAGUUGUUGCUAGUGGCUCAGCCAAGCAGAUGAUUAAAGUGUUCAGUCUUGAAGGAGAGCAGUUGACGAUAAUUCGCUACCAGCCAUCAUUUAUGGGCCAAAGAAUAGGCAGUGUAAACUGCCUUUCUUUCCACCCGUACAAAUCACUCUUGGCCGCUGGUGCUGGUGAUAAUGCUCUUGUCUUUAUCUAUGCCGAGGAAAAUUACAAGUAAGAUGAGAUCUACAUCCCUUGACAUGCAUCAACAAUGCAACCGAAGGCCUUAUCAUUUUGGCUAAGGCGAUGUGUCCACACCAAGGUCCAGCUACAAGAUCCAAGAUGAUGUGAAGCCUGUUCACCGGCAACAUGGUGGGUAUAUGACCGGGGCUCUCGGUUCAUAUUGCCUGUCGGGCGACAUGUGCAGUUUGUAAGAUACAGCAAAGCCAAGAUUCAUUAGCCUCCUUGCAGAAGGUUUGUGAACCCCUACCCUGGUCCUGUCAUUGAACUUGGAGGCUCCCCCCAAAUAAAUUAAUCAUACCUAGGUUAACCGAAAUGUAAAUAGUCACCUCAUUCGGGUUGUACCUUUGCUUUUACCAACUGUAAAAAGGUUUGGAGAUGGUUGACACCAUAAAUCAGGUGUGGUAGGGGCAGCUGCUGCUGCUGCUGCCUGGGCUAGUGGGGUUGUGCAUAGGGGCCCAAGUGGAAGAAAUAGAAUGCAUGCCCAUGUCUCGUGUAUUCACAGAUGGAUGUUGUUGAAUAGAUAGAUGCAUUUGUCCAGCUAAUAUAGCACUAGAUGGGGUUUAGCAUGGCUUGAAUGAAUGGAUCCAUGCCCUUGAGCCACCUGCAUUGUAAGCAAUGGACAGAUUGCCCAUUUGUAAAUACGAAUCGUGUUUGUACAGUUGUCAGGUCUUGUGCCAGUGUAAUGUGUGCGAAGAUGUGUUUUCCUUGGGUGUAGUUUUAUUGAAUCCUCAAGUGAAAGGAAGCAUGAGCGUCAUCUUUGUGUUUAA